Bombina bombina (fire-bellied toad) is the source of this 4061-nucleotide messenger RNA. RefSeq names its product coiled-coil domain containing 82 (gene CCDC82). The record is from RefSeq and is a predicted model, not a curated record. The transcript is spliced from 8 exons. Gene Ontology annotation, cellular component: nucleus. Lineage: Eukaryota; Metazoa; Chordata; Amphibia; Anura; Bombinatoridae. Bases 138 to 2015 code for a protein of 625 amino acids.
CUAACAGUGACUUAGAAAUGAAACUUGUACUGCCAUUGGUGGAUGGAAUGUCUACUGAACUGGGAAAUAUUUACAGUUUACUCGAAACAGAGAAGCGCAGAGACUGAUCUAGGCUGGACACAGAGUGACAGUUUGAAAUGGAAAAUAUUCUUGGACAUUAUUUAACUAGAAGUCAUAAGAAGGCAGAAGAGGAAGUGGGCCAAAAUGACCAUGGGCCUAUGAAAACAAGCUGCAGCAGCUCUUUGUCACCAAAUGUGGGAAACAUUUCUAGAUAUUACUUAACUAGAAGUAAUAAGAAGGCAGAAGAACUAGUAAUAUCAAGUUUCAACUGGAAAGAUACAGAGAAGGAAAAUAUGUCCUCAGAUAUUGUCUCUGACUCAUCUGAAGCUGAAGUGGGCAAAAAUGACUAUGGGCCUAUGAACACACGUUGCUGCAGUAGCAGCAGCAGCUCGUUGUCACCAAAUAUUUCUAGAAAUUACUUAACUAGAAGUCAUAAGAAGGCAGAGGAGUUAGUAAUGUCAAGUUUCAAUGCAGAUAAGGACAAUUUUUCCUCAGGCAUUGUCACUGCCUCAUCUGAAGAGGAAAUGGGCAAAAAUGACUAUGGGCCUACAAACACAAGUUGCAGCAGCUCUUUGUCACCAAAUGUGGAAAAUAUUUCUAGAAAUUACUUAACUAGAAUGAAAAAGAAGUUGGAGGAACAAAAAACUACCUCAAAGAUUGACUGGAAACGAACUAAGAAGGACAGCAUUUCACAGGUUAUUUCUUUAAGUGAUGAAAGCACUAGUAACACUGAAGAUGAAAUGGACGAAAAUGAUGAAGAAGAUUUGAGCAGCAGUAGCAGCAUGUCAGAAAGAAAUAAUCCAAAGCAAGAAGAAAAAAAUACUUCUGCAGAGGAUUUUGAGGAAGAACAUAUCACUAAACCAAAACGAAGAAGAUCCUCUGCAGUAUUGAAUGAUAGUGAUACCAGCUCUGACAGUGAAGGCCCUAUAAGAAAAGUGUUUAGCAAGCGCCACUGUAUUUUAGAUUAUGAAGAUGAAUCUAGUAAUGAAAAAAUAACUUCAAGCCUCAAUAAUGACACACAAGCAACAAAAGUUACAGAAUCAACGGAGGAUGUAGUUGAAGGAAACUCAAAGAAGCAAAAGCUUGAGAAGCUUAAACAGCUCGCAAAGAAAACGCAAAAAUCCAAAAAUCUAUUGACUAGCAGUGAGGACAGUGAUGUUGAAAUGAAUGAUUUACCCCUUUCACUGUCUGAUGACAAUGACGAUAGUGAUAGUCUGAGCAACUUCAUAGUCAACGAUGAAGAAGACGCACAAGAUGGCGACACUAGUCGCUUCCGUUUAGCUGCACACCAGGAAUUGUUUUUAAAGCACCACAUUCCUCUCCUCUCAAGCAACGAUCUUGGUAGCCACUUUGAGAGAGUGAUAAAGGCUUUCCUUAUCAAUAUUAUUGACUCUACUUUCCUAGUUAGUCUCUAUGAUGGAACAAGGCAGAAAAAAUAUGCAAAGGAAAUGUUAAAUUCCCUUAACUACUUAGAUGAAAGAAUUAUUCUUCCUCGUCUUGCGAAACUGACGACAAGCUGUCGCUGGAGCACACGGUACAAGGAAAGAGUAGAUUGCUACCCUCUGCUUCACAUCAAGUCCAUAUAUGCUCGUGACCAGCCCUGUCAAGCAUGUCAACUCCAACGGCAUUGCAGAUUUCAAGUGAUGUUAUCAGGCCAGUCUUAUAAUGGCAGGUCCAUGGAAUCUGACGAUUUUAUGUCCAAUGACAAGCAGUUGUUUCAGAUUGGUAAAGUUUGUUCUGCUCGUACAGAAGUUUAUCACCAACUUAAACAUUAUAAAUAUUACCUAUACAAGAAAUGUAGUCCAUACAUUCAUGAUGUCAGUGAUAAGUCUGCCAAAGAAAUUGUGGAAACAAGUUUCAAUUUGAUGGCAAACAAAGGAAUCAUUAAAAAGGAAUUUAACACGCUUGAAAACUAUUUGAAUGAAGCAGACUACUUCCAAGAAGAACAAUUAUAAUUAUAUAAUAUAUAAUUUAUCUGUACUGCUAUAUAUUUUAAAUUAACUGACCAGUUAUGCGCUUUAUGUUAUAAAUAUCAUUGACCUUUUUAUUUGUAAGCGUUAUUUUAUAGGUCAGAUAAAUCUAGCUCUUAAUUGUAAGCUGUUUUAUUGUUUUUGACCAUUGAAUAGUGGCAGUUACUGAUAUUCAAGGUUGGGUGGGCAUAAAACUUUACUUCAGACAACUAAAUAUACGGCACCAUAACUUGCCCUUACCCAGACAAAAAGAGAGGGUGAGGUAGUAAGCAAAAAUCUUAUAGUUUAGCAUUUAGUGUUUAUUUCAAGAAUAAAUUAGCACCUACUGUACAAACAACAGGUUUUGUACUCACUUGAGUUGACCUCAAGACAGUGAAAGUUAUUUAAAACCCAUACAAUUACGACGAAUGGACAUGUUACAGAUGGGUUUGUCUAGAAAAUUCCAAUAUAUAUUUUUCUCUCUUUUUUCUCUCUUCCCUAUUUCCACCCCCCAUUCCUUAUAAACGCCCUCUGGGGUAGAUUUAUUAUAUGCCGGGUGGACAUGAUUCGCUGUAGCGUAUCAUGUCCGCCCAACAUCACUAAAUGCCGACAGCAUACUCUGUCGGCAUAUAACAUUGCACAAGCAUUUCUUGUGAAAAUGCUUGUGCAAUGCCUCCCCCUGCACAUUCACAGCCAAUCGGCCGCUAGCAGGGGGUGUGAAUCAUCCAGAUCGGAUCUGGAUGAUUGUAGUGCGCCACCUAAAAGGUGACGGACAAGUUACGCUUCUUAACUUAAGUAUCCAUCAAGCCGGAAACUUUUAGGCGGAGACAGCAGCAUCCACUGCUUGUUAAAUCUGGCCCAUUUCUCUCACUAUCCUCCUUUUUAUAUUGCAAUCGCUACACCCUCACCACCAUUUUUUUGGAUGUAGUUAUCGAACUCUAUACCAAAGUUGGUUGAGGAUAUUUUCCUUAGGAGAGUGGUGUAGGAAAUUAGAGAAUCUAAAUAACAACAGCAAUACCUAUUAACUUAUUAGUAUUCAUACACCUGAAGGACCAUUAAAUAAAGUAGAAUUGCAUAAUUAACAAGCACAUAAUAAAAAUACAACAUAAUAGCACUUAAUCUGAAGUUUAAAUCAGAAGUAAAAAAAAUGACAAAUUUCUAAAUUAACUUCAAUUUGCUGCUCCUCUAUAUCAUGUGACUGAUAUCAGACUCAUAUAUGAAUAGAAAAAUGAGUUACAAAGUCUGUAACAAAAAAGAGUGAAUUACCCCUACAAUUAUAUAGGAAAAAUUCUCACUAAAUAAUACAGGAGCGAUUUUUAACUAUUCAUACUUUAUCUUUAUUGGUUUAACUAUUCAAUCAUACACGUUUAAAAACACUUAAACUCAUAUCAUAGGUAUGUGAAUAAUACCUCUGAGAAUCAUGUAUCUAGAUGUGAAACAUUGUACUUGGUUUGUAUAAUAUCAAGCAGUCAGAUACAAACAAUAUCUUUUGUAGCCGGCUAUUAAUAAAUUCAGAAAUAAUGCUGUAACAAGAGGACCUGUUAAUAUGUGGGAUGUCAGAGUAUGAUAUUAAAGCUAUCUAGCUAAUACUCUAUCUGUAAUUAUAAAGUCCUUGCUUGCACAGUUAACUUUAGCACAGCUGCUCAGUGUAAUAGAUUCUGUCUGCUUUAGCCCCUUCUAUAGUGGGGGGCUAGAUUAACGUUUAACUGACUUGUUUCACUAUCAUAGCAUAAAGUCUGAUCUCAGAAUAUAACAUACAUUUACAAGCUAUUGGCAAUCAACAAUUAUCAUAGGGAGUACGCGGUUAAAAAAUUAGAGUAUGAACUCUCUGAAGCCAGAUCCCUGACACGUGUUUCGCUCACACUUCCUCAGAGGGUUUAACCGCUUACUCCCUAUGAUAAUAGUUAAUUGCCAAUAGCCCAGUAUGUACUAAACCAUUAGAACCACUAGAGGGAGCUGCUUAUAAUAUUAAAUAUAGGAGUGAAAAGGAGGAAGAAAAUUCGAAGUGGUUAUCAGAAUUGAAUGAUUGAAUAAAAAUGAUUCAGUGGACAA